UCUUCAAAAGUCGGCAUCAUAUGGUGUUCUCUCUGGAUUGCCUGAUUUGCACGACGCAUAUCCACGCAUAAACGUAAGUCUCCGUUAUCCUUUACGAUAGUCACUAAUGGGGAUACCCAUUCUGCUGGUCCUAAAACUGGUUCGAUUAUGUCCAUGGCCAAUAGUUGAUUCAAUUUUUCUUCGAUUUUGUUGAGCAAUGCGAUAGGCGGUCGACGGACUCGUUGAGCAAUAGGAGUGUGACGACAAACCCCUUGUUGCGGCGACGCUGUAGUACUCUCAGUCGAAGAAGAACAUCCCUGUUCGCCGUUGACGUAGAAUGUCAUGUGCGAGGAUUCAGCGUGUUUACGAUAGAGGAGAAAAUCACGUUGUACAAAGUUUAGUUGGUCGUAUAAAACGAUUCUUUCUCGAAUAAUUGAGUACCUAGAAGAGAUUCAGACCCUAAAAUUAACUGAAUUUAUUCUUUAUCAUUCUUAAUCCUAGGAAUAACAUCAUCUUAAGACUAUUAUCACAGGCAUAUCUUUGGUUUGGUUUCGGCUACAAGCUGCAGGCAAACAGCAUCGCAUCCAUAUAUCAAGAAACGAAUCUCAAUAAUCGAAGGUUGACACCAAAAUAUGUGAGUCAUAUGUUCAUUCCUUAUAAAAAACAUGCUAAAAUAAAAAUUUUCAUAGCUUUAAGCAAUACACCACAAACCUGUGUUUGCUCUGAGGAAUUUGGCGCUCCCCACCCCCACAAACUUAAAGAUAUUUUGUACGUGGGUAUCGAUAUGGAAGAUCUUCACGAUUCGAAGGAUGGGUAUAAUUGCAAGCGUUGUAAUCGACCGAACUCAGCCGAGGCACAAAUGGUUGCUUGUGAGAAAUGUCACGAGUGGGAGCAUUUUGGAUGCGCGCAGGUAGAUGAAAGCAUACGAGAGCAGCGGUAUGUAUGCGUAGAAUGUAUGGGAAGCACUUCGAAUCAGCCAGCGGUGAAUGUGAAAACAUCUAAAGGGCCGUCGAAGAAGUCUGAUUCACGAAGCGUUAUGUCCACGCGAAGCAAAACAAAAAAAACUCUAUUAGGAGGAAGUGUAACUGGUUCGAGGGUCUCUGAAAGGGUAGCUGCAUUGGAGGCAGAACUGAAAAUAGUAGAAGAAGAGCGAUUGGCAAGAGAAGAAGAAGUGAAGGAGAAGGAAAUAAUGAAGAAGAAAGAAAUUGAAGAGAAACGAAGGCAAAUAGAGGAAAAACGACAACUGUUAGAAGAAGAAGCGCAGCUGCGACUGCUGCAAUUAGAAGAAGAGAAGGUAUUACAGGAAGAGCAGAAGAAAAUACGGCAAGAUUCCUUGGCAAAGAGAAGCAUACUGCUUCGACAAAUUGCCGAAAGCAACGCAGGAAGCAAAAGUGGGUCGGUCGUUGAUGUUCAGGAUAACGUUUCAUCCUGGUUAGAGGAACAAAACUUCACUGGAGGACCACCGGAGGGCGGUAAGGGUCGAGAUGAAAAGGAGGACAUCAUCGUACCGGCCCAGUGAAAAAGAUCGCGUACUCUGUAGCCAAACUGAGCCAUCCUAUGGAGGCCCGGAGUUCAGUUGCUAGCUCCGUGCACGGACAAAACGCACCGAUUGAAGACCCACCUUGCAGACGACUUGCAUAUCAACACACAUUGGAAGCGGAACAGAAGGUUCAUGAACCGUUGAGGAUAAAUAGCGUAUCAGCUGAGCCAAUGGCGCAAAUUCCCGUAGUUCGGCCCAAAAUAGUGCUUGGUGCAGAACAUAUUGCGGCCCGGCAGGUGAUGGGGAAAGAGCUUCCUACAUUCAGCGGCAGCCCAGAAGAGUGGCCUAUCUUUAUCAGCUGUUUCGAACAGUCGACAACUACGUGUGGGUACUCUGACGCGGAAAACUUGAUUCGCCUGCAAAGAUGUUUGAAAGGAUCCGCUCUAGAAGCCGUGCGAAGCCGCUUGCUGUUACCUUCUGGCGUCCCCUCAGUAAUCAAUACAUUACGCACCCUAUACGGUCGUCCGGAGAUACUCAUUCGGUCAUUAUUGAGAAAAAUUCAACAUGUAGCCGCUCCGAAACACGACCGUCUGGAAUCGGUUAUGGAGUUUGGAUUGGCUGUACAGAACUUAGUCGAUCAUCUGGAGGCAGCACAUCAAGAAGACCAUCUUGCGAAUCCAGUCCUAAUGCAGCAGUUGGUGGAAAAACUCCCGGGUCCUCUGAAGCUAGACUGGGCUUUAUUCAAAAAACAUUAUGAGAAGCCCACACUUCGAACAUUUGGACUAUUCAUGUCGCAAUUAGUUGUUGCGGCAAGUGAAGUGACGUACGACAUUCCUGCAUUGUACGGGGCAGCCAAGGGUGAACGGUACAAAACGAGAGAAAAGGUACACAUUCAAACCCAUGCUGCAGAAUCGGUGCCGAUGCCGAGUGUCUCGCCCGGCCCGUCUUCAUCAAACCGUAAGACUAACAAACCUUGUACAGUAUGCGAUCGUGAGGGUCAUCGAGUUAAUGACUGUUUUAAAUUCAAGUCGCUGAACGUCGAUGAACGAUGGAAAACCGUGCAACAAAAGGGGCUUUGCAGGACGUGUCUGAAUAGCCACGGUAAGUGGCCUUGUAAAUCAUGGCAAGGAUGUGGCGCGCCAGGUUGCCGAAAUAAGCAUCAUACAUUGCUCCACGCUCCGUCUCCUGUAACUCAUUCGAUCAAUGCUUCUUCAAAUGUUUCCAUAUCAGCACAAAGUACAUACACUAUGUUCCGCGUGCUACCUGUUGUUCUAUACCACAAAAGGCAGGCCGUGUCGGUGUUUGCUUUCAUCGACGAAGGAUCGGAGCUCACGUUUCUCGACGAGAGCAUUGCACAGCAACUAGGCGUAACGGGAGUCGUCGAGCCGUUAACAUUGAAAUGGACCGGAAACGUAACUCGACAGGAAUCCAAGUCACAAAAAAUACAGCUGGAGAUAUCUGGGAAAGCUGGGAAGACAAAAUAUAAGCUUGUUGGGGCUCACACAGUGGGCAAUUUGUCUCUACCUUCACAGUCUCUCCGGUACCAAGAGUUAGCGCAAAUAUUCCCACAUUUGAGAGGUCUCCCAUUACAAGAUCAUACGCUGAUUCAACCGAAACUUUUGAUUGGAUUCACGCAGAAAAAACUAUUUUAA
Armigeres subalbatus is the source of this 3111-nucleotide messenger RNA. RefSeq lists its product as uncharacterized. The record is from RefSeq and is a predicted model, not a curated record. The transcript has 3 exons. The coding region runs from base 1537 to 3111 and encodes 524 amino acids. NCBI's taxonomy places the organism in Eukaryota, Metazoa, Arthropoda, Insecta, Diptera, Culicidae.